This is a messenger RNA of Saccharomycopsis crataegensis, 1533 nucleotides long. RefSeq lists its product as uncharacterized. NCBI's taxonomy places the organism in Eukaryota, Fungi, Ascomycota, Saccharomycetes, Ascoideales, Saccharomycopsidaceae. The transcript has a single exon. Gene Ontology annotation, biological process: response to oxidative stress. The record is from RefSeq and is a predicted model, not a curated record. Gene Ontology annotation, molecular function: glutathione peroxidase activity. Bases 1 to 1533 code for a protein of 510 amino acids.
AUGAUCUCGCGGUCUCCAACAGUUGUCGCCUACAAAAACAACAGAAUAUUACCCCCAUCCUUCUCCUCGUCCCCUUCGCCCUUAGAUAAUCAAUUCACUUUCCAAUCAGCAUCGUCACCAACAACUCCUACUACACCAGAAACCUCGAUCUUCACCUUUCAAAGACCGAUUGCCUCCAAGAGUCAUCACGAUGAGCAAGUCCAAAGAGAAUCAGUGUUAGAGAGGGAUUUGGAAGAUAUCAUUGAUGGUUACGCCAAUGACAACUCGUUUGAUACAAAGUACUCGACGAGCACCGUCGAUGUGAGAACUAGAGCUCCGAUGUCCACUACUAAAAGAGCUAGAAGACAAUCCAGUGUUUAUCAAGAUACAAUAUCCAUCAUCAGUAAAGACGAAGAUAAUGAUUUCACUUUUGACACCGAUUUUUAUCCCGAUGAUGAUAUUGUUGAAAGGAAAAGAAAGCUCAUAACCAUCAGUAAAGAUCCUGACCUCGCAAGCGUUCUCCUGAGGGAUACAAUUAAUACGCAACAACAAUCCAUUCCCCAAGACCCAGAGGCCAAUGAUACUCUUCCAGAUCUCCAAACAUUCGGCAAUGUUAAUCGUUCAUACCAAAAUAGGCACUCAGUGAUGUCAGUGGCGAUGGCCGAACCAAAUUGCAUGGUUAAUAAUUCACGGGCGGGUUAUUCCACCACCAGUUUUGCCUCCCACAACCAUUUCAUCACUAACGGGAUUAGACCAUCUCAGUCUGCUCAAUAUAAUAUUGGUUCUGAUUUCUACAAACUCUCUGCUGACGAUAUCUAUGGUAAUCACUUUGAGUUUUCCGAGCUCCGCGACAAAGUGGUGCUUGUGGUGAACGUUUCGUUCCAUGGAUCGCUAGCGGCAAAAAAUUUCAAGUUAUUAAAUUAUUUGCACAACAAGUACCAUUCUCAAGGGUUGGUGGUCAUUGGUUUCCCGUGCUAUCAAUUCAAUUUGAAGAAGAAAAACGUCAUCACUGACUACUCUUCAAUGAAAAUGACCCCGAUUCAUAAAAGAAGUGUCUCGCUAUCUGAUUUAGCAACGAUCGCCGAAAACCAAAGACAAAUUGCCGCCUCAGCUUCGAUGAAUAGCAUACCAGUUCAUUCGAGAAGUGUUUCCAACAAUGCUGUGUCAAUGUUCUCUACUAGCCCUUACUAUAAACCCCGUUCAAAUUCUGUUAAUUCGCCGUCAUCAUCUGCGAUCUCCAGCAUCGAACAGGUGCUCACUAAAUACAACAUUCAAUUCCCAGUAUUCACUGAGGUCAAAGUCAACGGGAAACACUCUCAUGAUAUUUAUCAACAUCUCAAAAGUGACAAGAAAGGCUUGUUGGGUACUUCGUUUAUCAAAUGGAACUUUGAGAAAUUCUUGGUUGAUCGUUAUGGUAAUGUUGCCCGCCGUUAUUCAUGGUUGAAAAACGGAGAUGGGAUAGAAGAAGUGGUCAAAUAUUUGUUGGAUGAAUCCCAGGUUGUUGUUGAUAAUUGCAGACCUAUUGUUGGUUUCAAUAGCGGGAUGUUUUCUUGA